GUAUAAAUGAAGGUAUUGUGACUUUUCUGGCUAGGGGUGGAAACAAAGCUUGUAGUUUACUGGUUAAUGCCUGGCUACUGUAGCUAACGUUACUCUCAAAAGAAAAGUUGCUGAUGGUAGUUGCGGUGUCAGUCAGAGAUAACAGACACACAAACAGCAAGAGGGACGAUGAGUCAACGUGAGCAGCAGGAUAUAGUCCCAGCAUACCUCAAAGAUGAGCCUCCAGCAGACAGCAACAAGGAUCACCCCAUGCCCCAGCCAGGCAUGUUCUCCAGAGUGACCGGCGGCCUCUUCAGUGUCACUAAAGGUGCCGUGGGAGCCACUGUGGGUGGGGUGGCCUGGAUAGGAGGGAAGAGCUUCGACCUGACCAAGACCGCUGUCUCCUCGGUGGCCGCUGUACCCAGCAUCGGGGUGGGGCUGGUGAAAGGAGGGGUGUGUGCUGUAGCAGGAGGCGUGUCCGCAGUAGGCUCAGCGGUAGCCAGUAAAGUUCCUAUUGGAGGGGGCAAGAAAAAGGACAAGUCUGAUUGAGGAGGGGCGGAAGACGGUGCCAUUUUGGGUAUCGUGCAUGUCGUGUCUGAUCCGCCUAGUCUGGAGGGCUACGGAGGAAUCCAACAAUGUCGUGUGUAUUCACUUUCCAUGGAGGGCUCGACACUCUGAUCCGCGAGUGUCUAUAGACCACUCCCAUAUUAUGUGGCCUGGCCACUGAGGGCGAGAUUAAAUAAGGGGUUUUCUGUUCAGCAAUGCAGGGGCCACCCCACCCAUCUUUGUCUGUGAUAUAAACCAGUGCCUCAAACUGUUGAAAUAUGAAAUGACUGACUGAAUGUUGUAUUUACUGUAGAUGUAUUUACUGUAGAUAGAAGGCAACCAAGAAAACAUUAGGCCAAUUUUAUUGCGUAAUAUUUGUUCAAUCUCUCGGCCACUGUUGAAGAAACAUGCCGUGAACAUUUUCACCAUGUUUAGGCGCUGUUCAUGUUCAUUGCUGUGUUUGUUGAAAACUUGAACGUCACCUGGCAGUCAGACAAUCCGUGAUCAAUGACUAGCCCGGCACCUCUGACAGAAAAUAAAGAGGAUCUCAUGGGGGGGGUUGGUACUGGGCCUGCACAGGGGGUUUACCACCGUGAUCCCCGUUGUGGCGGGGUUCAGAUUGAAGAAGCCAGCACUGGGCUGUUCCAACAACCGAGGCAGCGCCUUGUUGCAAAAAGCGUCGGUAAUGGCGGGGAGUUGAUGGCUCCACUCCAUCUCUCUGAUUGAUUCUGUUUCUGAGAUUACUGACUCUGCCUCUGGGGCCCAGCAGCCCAGCUUUGGUGCCCUCUCCCACAACAACACUCAUCACUCUCCCUCUGCUCCCUGAGAAUUACCGUGGCACUCUGGGAUUUUAAUGCUGCCUGCCAGGGCUAUGGGGGACUAAACACUCUGCUCAGGAAGUCAAUGUUCCUGGCUAGAUGUUUAUGCUUGUGGAAAUUGUUUUCAUUUUUUCCCUUCUGUUAAGUAUAUGAUUUGAAUCUCAAACUCCCCGUUCCUGAUGUGAUGGGGAUUGUUUUUUCAUUCCAGAGGGAUUGUUUUUUUUCAUCCACCAGGGAAAUUCUCUAAAGGGGACAUUUUCCAUUAAAAUGUUUCUUCUGAGGGUUCUCUCUGGCGCGAGUAAUGUACUCAUGUUUUCCAAUGACAGUGGUAGUUUUACGAUGCGUUUACCCUUUAAUGGUAUGGAAUGAAUGUUUUCACUGAUGCUGCGCUGAAUCACAGAGCUCUGUCACUGCCCUUUCUCUCGCUUUCUUUUGUUCUUUCACUUUACAAUGUGCCUUAUUCCAACACGAUAGCCUGAACUACAGUAACAUAUUCCUUUAGUCCACAUACACUGCGUGUACAAUACAUUAAGGACACCUGCUCUUUCCUUGACUUAGCUUUCACCUGGUCAGUCUAUGAUCCCUUAUUGAUGUCACCUGUUAAAUCCACUUCAAUGUAGAUGAAGGGGAGGAGACGGGUUAAAGAAGUAUUUUUUUUUUAAGCCUUGAGACAAUUGAGACUUGGAUAGUGUAUGUGUGCCACCCAGAGGGUGAAUGGGCAAGACAAGAUUUAAGUGCCUUUGAACAGGGUAUGGUUGUAGGUGCAAGGUGUACCGGUUUGUCAAGAAAUGCAAAGGACAUCCAGCCAACUUGACACACCUGUGGAAAGCAUUAGUCAACAUGGGCCUGCAUCCUUGUAGAGCACUUUCGACACCUUGUAGUGUCCAUGCCCCUACGAGGUUGUUUUUAGGGCAAAGGGGGGUGCGCAACUCAAUAUUAGGAAGGUGUCCUUAAUGUUUUGUCUACACAGUGUAUUGUCCUACUGUCAAAAAACAAACUAGGUUAUUUUAGCGUUAUACAUUUAACACGUUGCCUUAUGUUAUAGGUAUUUGAAAUACAAUGUAUUCAUAUUUUUAAUAUAGUGCUCUAUCAAAGGAUUUCACUAUUAAUCAGUGGAUUCUUUAAAAGUGGAGUGCACUGUGCCACAAAACAUUGGUGUGUAGGCUACACCUUUAACAUCACAUGGAUAUUUAUUUUGUUCAGGAUUUGUCUCCUUCAUACAUCGCCUUUCCAGUUUUCACCUCAAUAUUUCAUGAACCUUUCAUUCAUUCCACGCGUUGACUGCUGGAUACAGGAGUUAAGGCUGAGGGAUUUCAGGCUGAUCCUUCUACAAUUUUAAGGGAUUUCCUCUUGGGUUUCCUGUCAAUGUGCUGAAGGUGGAAUUGAACUCGUAUUUCAAUAUCAUUUUAUAAUAAAUAAAUCAGCCUUUUUCAUCAGA
Molecule: messenger RNA, 2781 nt
Organism: Salmo salar (Atlantic salmon)
Lineage: Eukaryota; Metazoa; Chordata; Actinopteri; Salmoniformes; Salmonidae
Gene: tmem263
Product: transmembrane protein 263
Source: RefSeq, a predicted model, not a curated record